Molecule: messenger RNA, 2268 nt
Organism: Drosophila gunungcola (fruit fly)
Lineage: Eukaryota; Metazoa; Arthropoda; Insecta; Diptera; Drosophilidae
Product: RYamide receptor
Exons: 8
Coding region: 439-2034 (531 amino acids)
Biological process (GO): neuropeptide signaling pathway
Cellular component (GO): membrane
Molecular function (GO): neuropeptide Y receptor activity
Source: RefSeq, a predicted model, not a curated record
AUCGCAUCGUUGGUGGGCGUGCUCCUUUAGCUUUUCCCCAUCGUUUUUCGCCUCGUUCUCGGGUCUCGGAAUUCAACUUUUUAACUCAUAAAAAAAAGCCAUUUAAAUCAAUUGGAUAAGUGCCAAUAAACAGUGAACGAUAAACAAUUAAUAAACUGACACUAUUAACAAGCAGCCAACGGUGCGUGUACGCAAUAGGGAAAGUGAGUGAGUGCAAGUGAAAUUGUGGCCAUUGUUUCGGGGCAUUACAUUUGACACUGUCGGUGUCAAUUUGCCUACCAAGGCAAAGGCAGCUCCCUUUCACCCCGCAGCACUGCACCAGAUGGCAGCCAGAAGCCAAGUUGGAAGACUCUAGAUUUUGGCCCAAAAUGCUUAAAAAAGUUUUCAACGACUCAAAGUUGGCUUAAGAGUUUGUGGUUUCUCUAUUGACACGCUCAAAUGGAGUUCGACAAUAGCGCGCUGUUUAAAGGCAGCCGUAGGUUGUUUGAGAAAAACGAAAGAAUGUACUACAUAGCUCCGCAGCAGCCGCUGUUGAGGAACGAGGAUGAUGACUACCAGGAGGGAUCCCUCGGCCUGCCCGACUCCGCCUCCCUCCUUUUCAAUGCCACCGCACAACCGACGGCGGUCGAUGAGGCGUCCUACGGAUACGGAUCUACUACCACGCUCAAUGGCCUGCAGCUGGAGACCUAUAAUGUCACCUAUAUUAUGAACUUUAGCUGCGAUGGCGAUGACAUUCAGUCGGAGGACCUGUGGUCCAGUGUCUACUUCAAGAGCACUGUCUACCUCCUGUACAUUCCUAUCUUUUUCUUCGCCCUGAUCGGCAACGGAACUGUCUGCUACAUCGUUCAGUCUACGCCGCGAAUGCGCACUGUUACCAACUACUUUAUAGCCAGCUUGGCACUGGGCGACAUCCUGAUGUCUCUGUUCUGUGUGCCUUCGUCCUUCAUUUCGCUAUUCAUCCUCAACUACUGGCCUUUUGGCGUGGUGCUCUGCCACUUUGUAAACUACUCGCAGGCGGUCUCCGUACUGGUCACCGCCUACACUCUGGUGGCCAUCAGCAUCGACCGCUACAUAGCCAUCAUGUGGCCACUAAGGCCCCGCAUCACAAAACGUUAUGCCAAACUCAUCAUCAGCGGCGUUUGGUUUGUCGCACUUGCCACGGCCCUCCCAAUACCAAUUGUAUCCGGCCUCGACAUCCCCAUGUCUCCCUGGCACGAGAAAUGCGAAAAAUACAUUUGCCGCGAAAUCUGGCCGUCGAGGACGCAGGAAUACUAUUACACGCUGUCCCUCUUCGCACUGCAGUUCGUGGUGCCACUGUCGGUGCUCGUCUUCACUUACACUCGGAUUGCCAUCCGCGUUUGGGGCAAGCGGCCGCCCGGCGAGGCGGAGAGCUCCCGCGACCAGCGUAUGGCCCGCUCCAAACGCAAGAUGAUUAAGAUGAUGCUAACGGUUGUGAUUGUCUUUACAAGCUGCUGGCUGCCCUUCAAUAUUUUACAGCUUUUGCUGAACGACGAGGAGUUCGCGCACUGGGUGCCGCUGCCGUACGUGUGGUUCGCGUUCCACUGGCUGGCCAUGUCGCACAGCUGCUACAACCCGAUCAUCUACUGCUACAUGAACGCCCGCUUCAGGGGCGGAUUCCUGCAGAUAGUGCACCGCGUGCCGGGUCUGCGUCGCUGCUGCUGCCUGAACCGCUUGCUGAGGAGCGGCGGCGAACGCAGCUACGAACCAACCGGUGAGAUGCCCAUCAAGGGCCAACGCCAAGUCGGUGACGGUCUAGUCAGGAAAUCUAAACUUCGCAUUAGGAACGGCCACGGCAUUCCACUUGAACCGCAUGAACACGUGCACCACCUACAUCAGCACCCGGCGAAAGUUACGAGCGAAUUCUAUGCAAGCGAGCCCAUUUUCAUGUGCCGAGACGUCAGCCCUCCGGUAGCUGCCAAUUCAGCCAACGAAUCAUUAGUCCAGCGAGCGGAAAACUCAGGUGCAGAAAACGUAAAUGGCAAAAAAGAUUGCGUACAUAGCACGGACUUUUAAGUAAAAGCAAACCAAACAACAACCAAAGAACGAAUCUCUCACAGACAUAUGUCUGCUGAGUGUAUAUGUGUGCGUGUGUGAGUGUCCGAGUGUUUUAGCUGUAUUGUAAGUGUCGGCUUAAUGCAAUUCUACUGAAUGUAUACUAACGAUAUUUAAAUCAAUUUUAAAAGUAUACAAUUUUCACAUUAUAUUAAGUGAUUGUAAUGAGCAAAUUCAAAUAAAGCCCCAAAAUAC